AUGAAGAGGAAGUGACCUCUUUUGCGCGACACGGUCGCGUGCUCGAAUGAUUCAUCUGGCUUCCGCCAACACGUCAUCGUAAAUAACCAUCUACAUUUUGUGUAGCAAGUUUUAAAGAAGCUCUUUGGAAAAGAAAGCAGUUACGAGCUAACAGAAGCCUGUACGCGACGCUGUCUGAGACGGUCAGCUCGUCUGAGUGUGGAAUGGAUGAUGUAACGAUCGAAGACGAUGAUUCCACUUUCCAUGUGAAGAAGCCACCCUUAAAAAACCAAGACUUGAGUUCCCUGAGCCUGACUGUUGAGGAGUUCGUGGCCCAUUAUGGCUGGUACCUGGUGUUUGGAGCUGUGAUGUUCUACCUGCUCAUUCUGCACUUGAACAAGAGGAGAUCAAGCCAGCGCAGCCCAACGCCACAAGCCUCACAAGAUCCAACACUGGUGGAAAGGAGAGAAGAGGCUAUGGCAGCAGCCAGGAUGAAGAUGCAAGAAGAGCUUGAUGCCAAAGCGUCCAUCUUUAGAGAGAAACAGAAAUUGCAAGAAGAGGAGAAGAGGAGGCAGAAAAUAGAGAUGUGGGAGAGUAUGCAGCAGGGAAAGAGUUAUAAAGGAGCUCCAAAACUCUCUCAGACUACUGAGGAGACCAGCUCAUCCCAGACGAUGCUGAAACCAAAGAAGGACAAGAGGCCUUUUCGCAAUGCAGAUUACAAUCCCCUCACUGGACAGGGAGGAGGUUCUUGUUCCUGGAGACCUGGCAGGAGAGGACCCUCAUCUGGUGGAUGAGGUUAAAAAAGGUUGGAGGCGCUGGACCUUUGACCUCUGACAUCCUGAUGUACACACUGGCUGUGGAAAUUAAGCUGAUAAUGUCACCUAUCCCAUGCUUUAUUAGAGUUGAGAAUACUUCAUAGUUGUUGAUCAGUUGGCAUAAUUGAUGACAUGUACCUGCACCAUGUUUUAUUUCUCUUCGGUGUUCACUUUCAACCCAUUGUAUGCUUUUAGUAGAUAACUGAACUGAAAAUUAUUUGCUUGUCAUGAAGCCAUUCCUAUAAACGGUUAUAACCAGUAGGGUUGGCUGAUGAUUUUCACACAACCAGUGUAUGUGUGUGUGUGCGUGUGUGGGGGGGUCUCCUUAUAUAUUUUAUUUUGUUUAUACCUAAGUGUGCCACUAUAGCUGAAUAGUUUAUAUUACUCCAGGACUCUAGCUGGUGGAUAAAACAGAAUGAAAUUGAACUUUCGGAUUAUAUAGUUGAAAAAAUUGAUAUAUAAAAAUGGAAGGAGGUUCUGUACAUUGUUGUGCUCAUUUGCAUUAUACAAUAAAGAAUACAGUCUGCAGGAUUUUAAA
Molecule: messenger RNA, 1332 nt
Organism: Pundamilia nyererei
Lineage: Eukaryota; Metazoa; Chordata; Actinopteri; Cichliformes; Cichlidae
Gene: selenos
Product: selenoprotein S
Exons: 6
Coding region: 204-773 (189 amino acids)
Biological process (GO): retrograde protein transport, ER to cytosol; endoplasmic reticulum unfolded protein response
Cellular component (GO): endoplasmic reticulum membrane; Derlin-1-VIMP complex; Derlin-1 retrotranslocation complex
Source: RefSeq, a predicted model, not a curated record